This is a messenger RNA of Aegilops tauschii subsp. strangulata, 969 nucleotides long. NCBI's taxonomy places the organism in Eukaryota, Viridiplantae, Streptophyta, Magnoliopsida, Poales, Poaceae. The record is from RefSeq and is a predicted model, not a curated record.
AGGGAGUACUUUAGUAACUUCUCAAUCCCUAUUAUACGCAUAGUUGCUUUGAGGCUUUACAGUCCCCAAUUUGCCCCUUCUACUGUUAUUUCAACAUUUGAAUUGUUGUAUAUAAAUUGAGUGCAUAUUUAAUAUAAAACGUUGGCAGGUACAGUGCGCCGCCCGUGCUCCUCCGCACUGGCCAACAACAGCGGCGCACCCCGGCGCCCUGCUCCAGACCUCGACCUCCUCCUCAUGCUGGACCUCCUCCGGAGCCACGGCGCCUCCCUGCCGGCCCCGACCUUGCCUCGCUGCUCCGGCGAGUCCCCGACGAGCAGAUGAGUGCCCCGCUCUGCUCUUGUUCCGUUCUCUCUCCCCUGACGGCCUCCCUAUCUCUUCUCUAACCUUUCCUCUCUCUCUGUUCGUGUACAGGAGGGAUGGAGCACCUAGCCGCAUGGAGCUCCUCGCACAGACGUCGUCCGCGCCCUUCCCCGCCUCAGAUCCGGCUGGAUCCGCCUCCUCCUCCAGCCACGGCCCUUCCUGGUCGGAUCCCGCCACCGCGCCGCCGUUUCUCGCCCACCGCUCCGCCCAGCUGCUGCAUCGUCUCUGCAUCGAGCAGCAAUGCAGCCGCUCGCCCCCGUUGACCGCGUACCUCGCCCGCUUGGGCCAGAUCCGCGCCAACGCCCAGCUCGCCUCGCAUCCUGCAGCCCAGCGUCACCACCGAGCCGACCCAAGUGCCGUGUUUUGGUUAUGUUGCGAGUGUGGGGAUUCGUUCGACUACGCCCGUUCGUCUUCUUCAUGGAUUCGAUCUUCUUCCUAGCGGGAUUUCAGGCAAGAUGACCGCCACCUUGGAUCUCACUACUAUCUUUGCUAUGCUAGUUGUCUCGAUGCUAUCGCUAUGUCGCGCUACGUACCACUUGUUAUCAAGCCUCCCAAAUUGGCAUGUUAGCCUCUAACCUUUUCACCCAUCCUAGCAAACCGUUGUUUGGC